Molecule: messenger RNA, 609 nt
Organism: Bipolaris oryzae ATCC 44560
Lineage: Eukaryota; Fungi; Ascomycota; Dothideomycetes; Pleosporales; Pleosporaceae
Exons: 1
Coding region: 1-609 (202 amino acids)
Molecular function (GO): endonuclease activity
Source: RefSeq, a predicted model, not a curated record
AUGUCUUCUAACUUUAAUUAUGCUUCCACUAAUGGCUUAAAUCCUUAUUAUGUAACUGGUUUUACUGACGGGGAAGGAUGUUUUUAUGUAGGUGUUAGUUCUAACCCUAGAUAUAAAAUGGCCUAUAGAGUAAAAGCUGUUUUUCAUAUUGGUGUACACAUAAGGGAUCUUGCCUUAUUAGAACAAAUUCAAUUGUUUUUUGGUGUAGGUACAAUAUCUAAAUUAGGAGCGGAAUCUGUUCAAUUUAGAGUAUCUGGUUUUGAAAACUUAAAAGUUAUUAUGGAUCAUUUUGAUAAAUACCCUUUAUUAACCAAUAAACAAUCUGACUAUCUACUUUUUAAGCAAGUAGUAAAUGAUAUGGAACAAGGAAGACAUUUAACUGUACAAGGUUUAAAUAAAAUCAUGUCAAUUAAAGCUGUUAUGAACAAUAAAGGAAUGUCAGACAGCUUAAAUCUAGCUUUCCCUGAUAUAGAGCCUAUUUUAAGACCAGAUAUUAAAGAUAGAAAUAUAAAAAGUCUACACUGGUUAGCUGGUUUCACUGAUGCUGAAGGAUGUUUCUUUAUAGCAUUAAAAAAAUCUCCAGAAUCUAAGUUAGGGGAAACUGUAUGA